CACACAGCUUUCAGAAUUCUGUUAAAAAAUGAGUACUACUGCUACAUUUGCCACCCACUGUCAGCCCCAAUCACUGCCUGCCACUGAACAAGAAGAUGAACAAGAGCAGUCUGAGGUCUAUAUGUCUAUAUUGUGGUACGGAGGAGAGCUAGGGAUUGCUUAUUAUGACACUGGAGACUGCUCAAUCUACUUUAUGUCUGAUACACCAGAUAAUGAAGACCUUAAGCUGCUCCAGAAAGUGGUCGACGAGGUACUUCCCAAAUGCAUCUUAAGUAGCGCUAAGCAAGAUUCUAGCAUAGCCAAAUUCCUGACCAACAUAGGUGCCACUAUGGGAGACAAGCAGGAAGGAGGAAAGCCAGAAGUUGUCCUCUAUCCAAAUAUGGAUUUUGGCUUAGAAGUAAGCAAGCAAAGGAUCCUGUCUAGGCAAUUCCCCUUUGUCCCCUCUCACAUGACAGCAACUGAGAACAUCCUCUAUUUGUCUUCCAUUAUUCCUUUUGAGAGCCCACUUGUGCUAAGAGCAUUAGGAGGAUUGCUGAAGUUUCUUGACAGGAGAAGGCCUGGAGUUGAACUGGAAGACAGACAUGUGGUUGUUCCCAUUCUGGCAUUUAAAAAAUUUGUACUAACAGAUAUUGUAAAUGUAGAUCAAGACACUUACUGCGUGCUGCAGAUAUUUAAAAAUGAAGUGCAUCCUUCUGUGUAUAAACAAACCAGUGGGAAAAAAGAAGGACUCAGCUUAUAUGGAAUUCUGAACCACUGUAGGUGCAAGUGGGGAGAGAAGCUGAUGAGACUAUGGCUCAUGAGGCCUACCCGCAACUUGACAGAGCUGAACAAACGCUUAGAUGUCAUACAAUUCUUCUUGUUAGCUCGAAAUCAUGAAACUGUUCUAACUCUACAGGAGUGCCUCAAAAAUAUUAAAAAUGUACCUCUGAUUCUUAGGAGGAUGUCUCUUUCUAACACAAAAGCAAGUGACUGGCAAGCACUGUAUAAAACUGUUUACAGUGCUGUGUGUCUCAGAGAUACAUGUUGCUCCCUGCCCAGCACCAUUGAGCUGUUUCAGACUAUUUCACGAGUUUUCACUGAUGAUUUACACUAUAUUGCCAGCCUAAUCAGCAAAGUGGUAGAUUUUGAAGGCAGCAUCUCAGAAAACCACUUCAUUGUCAGACCAAAUGUAGAUCCUACCAUUGAUGAAAAGAAACGCAAGCUAAUGGGGCUUUCAGAUUUCCUUACAGAGGUAGCCCGAAAAGAACUGGAGGACCUGGAUAAUAGGAUUCCAUCUUGUAGUGUUAUUUAUAUUCCUUUAAUAGGAUUCUUACUUUCUAUUCCAAAGCUGCCCACAAUGGCGGACAAGAAUGACUUUGAGAUUGAUGGUCUGGAUUUUAUGUUCUUGUCAGAAGAAAAGCUACACUACCGCAGUGCCAGGACAAAGGAAUUGGACAGCUUACUUGGUGACCUUCAUUGUGAAAUAAGAGAUCAGGAAACACUGAUCAUGUACCAGCUACAGACUAAGAUUCUGGAAAAGUCUGCAGUACUUAGUGAUGUGAUUGAAUACACAGCACAGUUGGAUGUGCUGUUGUCCCUGGCAGUGAUGGCUCGAGAGAAUGAAUACAUCCGACCAUGUUUCUCUCACUCCCAUGUUAUCCGUAUUAAGGAUGGAAGGCAUCCUCUGAUGGAAUUAUGCGCAAAGACUUUUGUGCCCAACUCGGUGGAGAGCAGUGAAACAUAUGGCCGAAUUAAGAUCCUCACUGGGCCCAAUUCAUCUGGGAAAAGUGUAUAUCUAAAGCAAGUGGGCCUUAUUACAUUUAUGGCCCUAAUUGGCAGUUAUGUUCCUGCUGCGGAGGCAGAAAUAGGGGCAGUUGAUGGCAUCUAUACGAGGAUCCAUAGCAGAGAGUCAGUAUCUCUUGGACUGUCCACUUUCAUGAUUGAUCUUAACCAAGUAGCCAAGGCAGUAAACAAUGCCACUGAAAGGUCUUUGGUGUUAAUUGAUGAGUUUGGCAAAGGCACAAACACAGUGGAUGGCCUCUCUCUUCUGGCUGCUGUGCUACGGCAUUGGAUUAAAGAAGCGACCAAGUGCCCACACAUUUUGGUUGCCACUAAUUUCCAUAGCCUGGUGCAGCUGAAGUUCCUGCCUGAUACUCCUCUUGUGCAAUACUUGACCAUGGACACCCACCAAGAUGGAGAUGAGCUUGUGUUUUUCUAUCAGAUCAAAGAAGGUGUGUCCACUGUCAGCCAUGCAGCCAACAUUGCAGCUUUGGCUGGCAUGCCACCUAAAGUGAUUGCCCGAGGAGUAGAAGUAUCAGAGCUCUUUCGCAGUGGAAAACCCAUUCAACGAACUGACCAUUCUUUGAAAGAGAAACAGCUACAAAGUUGCAAAAUUCUGGUAGAUAAGUUCCUUUCCCUAGAUCUCAAUAACCCACAGAUGGAUUUGAAGGAGUUUAUGAAUCAAGAAGUGUUGUCCUCAUCAGCCUCCAUACUGUAACAGAUCAAAUCCCACUCCCAAGAUUCUAA
Elgaria multicarinata webbii is the source of this 2505-nucleotide messenger RNA. RefSeq names its product mutS homolog 5 (gene MSH5). Gene Ontology annotation, cellular component: nucleus. NCBI's taxonomy places the organism in Eukaryota, Metazoa, Chordata, Lepidosauria, Squamata, Anguidae. The transcript has a single exon. Gene Ontology annotation, molecular function: ATP-dependent DNA damage sensor activity; ATP binding; mismatched DNA binding. The record is from RefSeq and is a predicted model, not a curated record. Gene Ontology annotation, biological process: chiasma assembly; mismatch repair. The coding region runs from base 29 to 2476 and encodes 815 amino acids.